AUGCUGCCAUUUCAUUCUUCGUACAAGAAACUGUCCAUACCUGUUCUUGGCCUUGCCCUGGUGUUGUUGAUCAACUUUGCCUCUCUCACCAGUUCAUGUACAGAACAGGACAGGAGCUCCCUCCUAAAGUUCCUCAGGGAGCUCUCCCAGGAUGGUGGUCUUGCUGCGUCAUGGCAGGAAGGCACAGACUGCUGCAAGUGGGAUGGAAUCAUCUGCAGCCAAGAUAGGAUGGUCACUGAUGUUUCUGUGGCAUCCAGGAGCCUCCAGGGGAACAUCUCACCAUCUCUUGGCAAUCUCACUGGAUUGCUGCGCCUCAACCUGUCUCAUAACCUGCUAUCUGGUGACCUACCACAGGAGUUGAUGUCGUCCAGCAGUAUCAUCGUCAUCGAUAUCAGUUUUAAUCGGCUGAAUGUAGAUCUCGACGAGUUGCCACCUUCAACCCCUGACAGGCCACUGCAGGUACUGAACAUCUCCAGUAAUUUGAUAGCAGGAAAGUUUCCAUCCUCCACAUGGGUAGUGAUGAAAAAUCUGGUUGCACUCAAUGCCAGUAACAACAGCUUUAGUGGGCAUAUACCAGCUGAUUUCUGCACCAACUCGCCAUCCUUAGUUGUGCUUGAACUCAGUUAUAACCAUUUCAGUGGGAGCAUUCCUCCUGGACUUGGAAGUUGCUCCAGGCUCAGAGUCCUCAAGGCUGGCCACAACAACCUUAGUGGGACUAUCCCAGAUGAACUCUUCAAUGCUACCUCAUUAGAGAUCCUCUCUUUUUCAAGCAAUGAUUUACAAGGAACACUUGAGGGGGCAAAUGUUGCCAAACUUGGUAAGCUAGCUACCCUUGACCUUGGAGAGAACAACUUCAAUGGUGCCAUUCCGGAGUCUAUAGGUCAGCUUAAGAGAUUGGAGGAACUUCAUUUGAACAACAACAAAAUGUUUGGGAGUAUACCAUCAACCUUGAGCAACUGCACAAAUCUGAAAACCAUCGACCUCAAGAACAACAAUUUCAGUGGAGAGAUCAUCAAUGUCAAUUUCUCCAACCUACCAAAUCUAAAAACUUUAGAUCUGUUGUGGAACAAUUUCAGUGGUAAAAUUCCAGAAACAAUAUACUCAUGCAGCAACCUAACUGCCCUGAGGCUAUCUUUGAAUAAGUUUCAUGGCCAGUUAUCAAAGGGACUAGGCAAUCUGAAGUCCCUCUCCUUCCUGUCACUUGGUUACAACAACCUUACAAACAUAACAAAUGCACUACAGAUAUUAAGGAUGUCCAGCAACCUCACCACCCUUCUUAUUGGCAACAACUUCAUGAAUGAGAGAAUACCAGACGAUGAUAGCAUUGACGGCUUUAAGAAUCUUCAGAUUCUUGACCUAAGUGGAUGCUCUUUUUCUGGAAAAAUACCUCGAUGGUUAUCAAAACUCACAAGGUUGGAGAUGUCAUGCACGGUGCAGGAGAAGAGCUCCCUCCUCCAGUUCCUCUCCGGCCUCUCCAAGAAUGGCGGCCUCUCGGCGUCAUGGCGGAAUGGCACAGACUGCUGUUCAUGGGAAGGGGUCACCUGCAGUGCAGACGGGACGGUCACCGAUGUCUCCCUGGCUUCCAAGGGCCUCGAGGGGCAUGUCUCGCCGUCUCUCGCCAACCUCACCGGCCUGCUGCGCCUCAACCUGUCCCACAACUCGCUGUCCGGUGGCCUGCCGAUGGAGUUCAUGGCGUCCAGCAGCAUCGUCGUCCUUGACGUCAGCUUCAACAAGCUUGAGGGAGAGAUGCAGGAGCUCCCGUCUUCCACCCAACCCCGGCCUCUGCAGGUACUGAACAUCUCGAGCAACAGGUUUGCAGGACGGUUUCCAUCCACCACAUGGGAGAUGAUGAAGAGUCUGGCUGCACUCAACGCCAGCAACAACAGCUUCACAGGAGAGAUACCGAGUAAUUUCUGCAGCAGCUCGCCAUCCUUUGCAGUGCUUGCACUCUGUUAUAACCGUUUCAGUGGCAGCAUUCCCCCUGGAUUCGGUAAUUGCUCCAAGCUCAGAGUGCUCAAAGCUGGUAACAACAACAUCAGCGGGACUCUCCCGGAUGAUCUCUUCAAUGCUACCUCAUUGGAGUAUCUCUCUUUUCCAAACAAUGGGUUGUAUGGAGUAAUUGAUGGUACACUGUUAGUCAACCUCAGAAAUCUGGUUACUCUUGAUCUUGAAGGGAAUAGCAUAAAUGGCACGAUUCCAGAUUCUAUAGGUCAGCUCAAUAGGCUGCAAGAUCUCCAUUUGGGUAAUAAUAACAUGUCUGGGGAGCUUCCAUCAACCCUGAGCAACUGCACACAUCUCAUAACGAUUAACCUCAAGAGAAACAACUUCAGCGGCCAUCUUAGCAAUGUGGACUUCUCCAAGCUGCCGAAUCUGAAAACUUUAGACCUCUUGUUCAACGAAUUUGAAGGCACAGUCCCAGAAAGUAUUUACUCUUGCAGAAAUCUGGCUGCACUCCGGUUAUCUGGUAACAAUUUACAAGGUCAGCUUUCGCCGAAAAUCAGCAAUUUGAAGUCCCUUGCUUUCUUAUCACUUGGUUGCAACAACUUGACGAAUAUCAAAAACAUGCUAUGGAUCCUCAAGGAUUCUAGGAACCUCACCACCCUUCUUAUCGGGACCAACUUCCAGGGUGAGGCCAUGCCAGAAGAUGACACAAUUUAUGGUUUUCAGAAGCUUAAGGUUCUUUCCAUAUCUAAUUGCUCAUUGACUGGAAAUAUACCUUUUUGGCUCUCAAAGUUAGAAAAUUUGGAGAUGUUGUUUUUGCGAGAUAAUCGACUCAGUGGAACUAUACCUCCUUGGAUCAAAAGCCUAGAGUCGCUGUUCCAUCUAGAUGUUUCAAAUAACAGUCUUAUAGGGGGGAUUCCAAUUUCCAUAAUGAAGAUGCCAAUGCUAGUAACAAAGAAGAAUGCCACCCAUUUGGAUCCAAGGGUAUUUGAGCUGCCUUUAUAUAAAACUCCAUCCCUUCAAUACCGGAUAGCCAGUGCUUUCCCAAAAGUGCUGAAUCUAAGCAACAAUAACUUCAGUGGUGUGAUCCCUCAAGACAUUGGUCAGUUGAAAUCACUCGAUAUCCUCAGUUUAAGUUCAAACAGUUUAUCAGGAGAGAUUCCACAGCAGCUCGGCAACCUAACAAAUUUGCAGGUGCUAGACUUGUCUAAGAACCAUCUCACAGGUGCAAUCCCAUCAGCACUGAACGACCUGCACUUCCUCUCUGUAUUCAUUGUUUCUUACAAUGAUCUGGAAGGGCCUAUCCCAAAUGGAGUCCAGUUUAGUACAUUCACAAAUUAUAGCUUUGUCCCAGGGAACCCAAAGUUGUGUGGCUGUAUUCUUCAUCGCUGUUGUGGUUCAGCAGAAGCAUCACCCAUUUCCACAAAAAGUCACAGCAAGAAAGCCAUUCUUGCAACUGCAUUUGGUGUCUUCUUUGGAGGAAUUUUUGUUCUUCUAUUUCUGGUGGGUCUUCUUGCCACUGUAAGGGGUACAUAUUGUAUAACCAAAAACAGCAGUAGCGAGAAUGCAGAUGUAGAAGCAACUUCGCGUGAGUCUGAUUCAGAGCAAUCAUUAGUUAUAGUAUCACAAAACAAGGGAGAUAUAAACAAGCUCACAUUUGCUGACAUUGUGAAGGCUACAAAUAACUUUGACAAGGAGAACAUCAUUGGGUGUGGGGGCUAUGGGCUAGUAUACAAGGCUGACUUACCUGAUGGCACCAAACUGGCCAUCAAGAAGCUUUUUGGUGAGAUGUACUUGAUGGAGAGGGAAUUCACUGCAGAGGUUGAAGCACUUUCUAUGGCACAGCAUGACAAUCUUGUACCACUAUGGGGUUACUGCAUACAGGGAAGUUCAAGGCUCCUUAUAUAUUCUUACAUGGAGAAUGGGAGCUUGGACGAUUGGCUUCACAACAGGGACGAUGAUGCAAGCACAUUUCUUGACUGGCCUAAGCGGCUCAAAAUUGCCCAAGGAGCAGGCCGGGGACUCUCUUAUAUCCAUGAUGCAUGCAAGCCACAUAUCAUCCACCGUGACAUCAAAUCCAGCAAUAUCCUACUUGACAAAGAAUUUAAAGCUUAUGUUGCUGACUUUGGGCUAUCAAGAUUAGUCCUUGCCAAUAAAACACAUGUCACUACUGAGCUGGUUGGUACUCUCGGCUACAUCCCACCUGAAUAUGGACAAGGAUGGGUUGCGACACUGAAAGGUGAUAUUUAUAGUUUUGGAGUUGUCCUUCUUGAGCUUCUCACAGGAAGACGACCUGUCCCAAUCUUGUCUUCAUCCAAAGAACUUGUCAAGUGGGUACAGGAGAUGAAAUCAGAAGGGAAUCAGAUUGAGGUCCUGGAUCCAAUACUGCGAGGCACAGGAUAUGACGAGCAAAUGCUCAGGGUGCUGGAAACUGCUUGCAAGUGUGUCAACUACAAUCCUUGCAUGAGGCCGACUAUAAAGGAAGUAGUCUCCUGCCUGGACAGUAUAGACACCAAAUGGCAUGUGCAAAAUUCAGUCAGAACUUAGAUAUAAUAUGGUUAUACAGGAUUAUCUUGUAUUCAAGUGCACAAAGUAUAUGUAAUUCACAAGAAAAACUACUCCAGACUAAUCCUUUUGUACAGAUUUUUGACAGAUAAAGUUCUCCUGAACAGGGUAUUGUAUACCAUGAUGGGAAAAAUGGAGAGGUGAUGAUUUAUGAGCACAUAUCACCAAUGACUCUAUCCCCAGAAUGCUCAUUAUGAAUCUCAUAUAUGACUUUGAGGCUUGUUUGAAGGCUCCCAUUUGUAAUUAAAAAAGUUGUUAAACACAAAGCAAAGUGCAGAGUAACAAAGCAUUCAUAAUUAAAAAAAUG
Oryza brachyantha (malo sina) is the source of this 4813-nucleotide messenger RNA. Its product is annotated as tyrosine-sulfated glycopeptide receptor 1-like. Gene Ontology annotation, biological process: protein phosphorylation. Gene Ontology annotation, molecular function: ATP binding; protein kinase activity; protein binding. Lineage: Eukaryota; Viridiplantae; Streptophyta; Magnoliopsida; Poales; Poaceae. The transcript is spliced from 2 exons. The record is from RefSeq and is a predicted model, not a curated record. The coding region runs from base 1 to 4488 and encodes 1495 amino acids.